Molecule: messenger RNA, 5182 nt
Organism: Morus notabilis
Lineage: Eukaryota; Viridiplantae; Streptophyta; Magnoliopsida; Rosales; Moraceae
Product: zinc finger CCCH domain-containing protein 19
Exons: 10
Coding region: 150-4787 (1545 amino acids)
Molecular function (GO): metal ion binding; protein binding; DNA binding
Source: RefSeq, a predicted model, not a curated record
UCUUUCUCUCUCCCUACAGUUCAUCUCGUAACAUUUCAGUUGAACGAUAAAACGACACAAUUCGAGCCAGCACUGGACCCCAAAACCCUAACCCCUCAAUCCUAGGGUUUUUUCCUCUCUCAAUUUCGAUUUCUUCCUUAGCUACUUCAAUGGAAGGCGACGAAGAGGAGGCUUCAAAUGUGAACGAACCUCACUCGCUGAUCGAAGAAGGCACUGCGGCCAUGGCCGGCGCGAGCGAGGACGUCCCGGGGACCGAGCCGCAAUGGGAGCCCCAGCCGGAGCCGGUGGCGGUGGAUGAGCCGUCGCCGCAGGAGGCGGUCAGGGUAACGGACGACGGCGAGGCGAUUGAAGGAGAGGCGGCGAAAGACGAGGAAAGGGAGAAAAACGAUGCGGAAACUACUAUUGUACCAGAAGAGGAAGAGAAGGUUGUAGAAUUGGAGAAGAGCGAGGUGGAAAAUGCUGUAGCACCAGAAGAAGAAGAGAAGGCUGUGGUUGAUGUUGCGGCGGAGGAGACGAUGGCGGCGGAAGAGGCGGCGGAGAGGGAGGCGGCUGGUGGACCCCACUCGUCGGAGGCGGAGGAGAGGGAAUUGGUGUCGGAGAGUGGUGACGUGGCGGAGGAGGAAAAGGCUGACGAGAAAGCUGAUGUUGCCGAGGAAACGGAAGUUACAGCGGCCGCGGAGGAAGUAAAUUCGGGUUUGCCGGAGAUGGAAGACGCGACUGAGAAGGGAGAGGAGGCGGAGAUUGAGGAUGUGCAGGAAAUGGAUAAGGGAGAGGAGGAGGAGGAGGCCGAGGAGGGAGAGGGAGAGGGAGAUGAAGACAGAAGCAUGGCUGAGGAAGCAUUGGAGGCAGAAGCGAUGGAGGAGGCGGAGGCCGACGUAAUGGAGGAGACGGAGACGACGGAGGCUGAAGGGAUGGAGGUGGUGGAGGAGGAAGAGGAAGCGACUCGUGGGGGGAAAAGGAAGCGUAGGAAGAAUGCCAAAUCUCCGUCCAAAGUCCCCUCGAAGAAGAAGAUGGAAGAGGACGUUUGUUUCAUUUGCUUUGAUGGUGGCGAGCUUGUCCUUUGUGAUCGAAGGGGAUGUCCUAAAGCCUACCACCCUUCAUGUGUUGAUCGCGAUGAGGCAUUCUUUCGAACAAAGGGUCGUUGGAAUUGUGGUUGGCACCUGUGUAGUAACUGUGGGAAGAAUGCAUACUACAUGUGUUACACUUGUACCUUCUCCUUGUGCAAGGCGUGUAUUAAAGCCGCGGUCAUAUUAUGUGUUCGAGGAAACAAAGGAUUUUGUGAGACGUGCAUGAAAACUAUCAUGUCGAUAGAAAAGAAUGAAAAUAAUGUAGAUUUUGAUGAUAGAAGUAGCUUUGAAUAUCUCUUCAAAGAUUAUUGGAUGGACUUAAAGGGGAAGUUAUCUUUAACUUGGGAUGAACUUGCUGAGGCCAAAAAUCCAUGGAAAGGAUCGGAUUCACAUGCUUCUAAGCAAGAGUCAACUGAUGAGCCUUUUGACACAAACAAUGAUGUUGACUCAGAUAGUGAUGGUUCUACUGGUAACUUUGAGUCUAGCAAUACCAAAAGAAGAAAGACCAGAAAACGCGCGGAGUCUCGUACCAAAGACAAGGAUUCACGUAGCACGAUUACAACUGGUUAUGAAGGGCCAUCUGUUGACGACAGUAAUGAGUGGGCAUCAAAAGAACUCUUGGAGUUUGUUAUGCACAUGAGAGAUGGUGAUGCAUCGGUUCUGUCUCAGUUUGAUGUACAAGCUCUCUUGCUAGAGUACAUAAAAAGAAAUAAACUUCGUGAUCCUCGCAGGAAAAGUCAGAUAAUUUGUGACACAAGGCUUGAGAAUCUAUUUGGGAAACCACGGGUUGGGCAUUUUGAAAUGUUAAAGCUGCUUGAAUCCCAUUUUCUCAUUAAAGAGGACUCCCAUGCAGAUGAUCUUCAGGGGAGUACUGUAGAUACGGAAGCAAGUCAGUUGGAGGCUGAUGGGAACUCCGAUGCUCCAGGGAGGGCUGGUAAAGAUAAGAAACGUAAAUCCCGGAAAAAGAGUGACGGGAGAGUGCCUCAAUCUAAUCUUGAUGAUUAUGCUGCCAUUGACAUCCACAACAUUAAUUUAAUUUACUUGAGACGUAGCUUGGUUGAGGAUCUUAUUGAUGAUACUGAAAACUUUCAUGAGAAAGUAGUUGGUGCGUUUGUGAGAAUAAGAAUUUCGGGUAGUGGUCAAAAGCAAGAUCUGUAUAGGCUGGUCCAAGUUGUAGGUACGUGCAAAGCGGCUGAGCCAUAUAAAGUUGGUAAAAGGAUGACAGAUACCUUGCUAGAGAUAUUAAACUUAAACAAGACAGAGAUCAUAUCAAUUGAUAUAAUCUCAAAUCAAGAAUUUACCGAGGAUGAAUGCAAGCGAUUGCGUCAGAGCAUAAAGUGUGGAUUUAUCAACCGGCUAACUGUGGGCAAUGUUCAGGAAAAAGCCAUGGCACUUCAAGCUGUCAGAGUGAAAGAUUGGCUAGAGUCAGAGGUAGUACGGCUUAGCCAUCUUCGUGACCGAGCUAGUGAAAAAGGGCGGAGAAAGGAGCUUAGAGAAUGUGUUGAGAAAUUGCAACUUCUGAAGACACCUGAAGAGCGCAAGCGCAGAUUAGAAGAAAUUCCAGAAAUACAUGCAGACCCAAAUAUGGAUCCAAGUUUUGAGUCCGAAGAAGAGGAAGAAACAGAUGAUAAGAGACAAGAAAACUUUAUGAGGUCAAGAGGUUCUGCCUUUGGGAGGAGAGGGAGGGAGCCCAUUUCUCCACGGAUAGGUGGAUCCGCUCUGAGUGAUACCUGGAGUGGGACCAGGAAUUAUUCCAGCAUGAAUCAAGAAUUAAGCAGGAGCAUGUCCAGUCGAGUGUUUUCUAACAAAUUGGAGGAUACGACUGGAGUUGGUGAGAUAGUGACCGAGUCAUGGAACCUAGGAAGGGACAGAGAAAUGCAACCACCAAACAGCUGGGAGAAGCACAAAAUGUCGACUUUAGAAGCUGGUUCUAGGAGUGCACAGUCUGGGGUAAUAUCUGAAUCACUUCCUGCAGCCGUCUCGGAAAACUCAGGAGGUACAGGGGUUGCAGAACCAGCAGCUCAGAUAAAUGAAUCAGAGAAAAUUUGGCAUUAUAAGGACCCAUCGGGGAAAGUCCAGGGACCAUUUUCCAUUGUGCAGCUUCGUAAAUGGAAUGCCACUGGCUAUUUUCCUGUAGAUCUGAGAAUUUGGAAAGUAACCGAGAAGCAAGAUGACUCUAUACUUCUGACUGAUGCAUUAGUUGGACAGUUCCAGAAAGACAAGGUUCAAGCCAUGCACAAUGUACAUCCAUCACCGUCGCAUUCUGGGAAGCCUCAAGGAGUAGCCAUACUUAGGGGUACAGAAGUUCAAGUUGGAGGAGAAAAUUGGAGGUCUCAAGGUGAAACUAAUUCUUGGACAGGCAAGGUCGCUCCAAUGCCAGUUGAGAUCCCAAAGCAUUCUUCAGAUGGAUGGGUUUCAACAAAUCUUCCUUCGCCUACUCCAUCUCAGACUCCCCUUGGUACAACAAAGGUUCAAGCUUAUGAAAGUAAAUGGUCAGGCGAUCCUGUUCAGUCUGCUGGUUCCCUUUUGGGAGUCAAUCGGAUCCCAGGAAACACUGAAGGUACUCAAGAGAGUAUGAUGCGAGCUUCUAAUAAUGAGUUUUCGAGUUCAUUUCCUGUUACGAGUCCAUCAUCUAAGCCAGAAAAGAUCAUGCCUUCUGGCUCUACAAGUGACCUUGCAACACAUCAUCAACCGACAAUCUCAGCCCCUGUUUUGAAUCAGGCUUCGUUAAAUACUGGUGCUGAUAUAAAAAGUGUCGUUUCAAAUCUACAUAGUUUAGUUCAGUCAGUAGCUAGUCAUCUCCCUCCUGUUGAGACACAAGGGUGGGGUUCUGCUUCUCUUCAGAAACCCGAAAUGAUUGUAUCUACCCCAACGCCUGGAAGUGAAUCUCAGCCUUGGAGAGGUGCUCCAUCCCAGAAAAUGGAAACAAAUAAUCAUGUUAGGAUGCCUGCACAACCGGGAGCUCAUGGUCAAUGGCGUGACGUCCCAAGUGUCAAUUCCACCGUCUCAUCAUUUAGUGCUGGAAAUGCCGGGGGGAAUUUUUCAACAACUGCUUUCCAAACGGUCCCACCAUCAGAUCCUUGGAGACCUCCAGUUGCAAGUAAUCAACCAAACAUUCAGCCUCCUGGUCCACCCAAUGUAUCUUGGGAUAUGGGUGUUGUGGGCAACCAAAAUGCCGCUCCAAGAAUGGGGCAAGAGAGUCAAAAUCCUAGUUGGGGGCCAGUGGCAGCAAAUCCAAACAUGGGAUGGGCAGGACCAGGACCGGGAAAUCCAAAUAUGAACUGGGGUGUUCCUAGUCAGGGUAUGGUGCCUGGAAAUACCAAUCAAGGAUGGGGUGCAGCACCUGGUCAUGGGUCGACACAUGGAAAUCCAGUUUCUGGUUGGGGGCCACCACCAAUGAAUACCAAUGCAAAUCAAAGCUGGGCUGGUCAUGGUCAAGGACAAGCACCUGGAAAUGCAAAUCCCGCUUGGACCGCGCCAGGUGGGAACCAAGGCAACUGGGGAAGCGAGCGAAGUCAUAACACCGAUAGGUAUGGGAACCAGAGGGAUAUGGGUUCUCAAGGUGGAGAUUCCGGUUAUGGUGGGGGUAAACCAUGGAACAGACAGUCAUCAUUUGGUAGUGGAGGUUCAAAGCCUCCUUUCAAAGGGCAGAGGGUUUGCAAGUUCCAUGAGAGCGGACACUGCAAGAAGGGCGCUUCUUGUGAUUAUCUGCACACUUGAGUCUAACGAUACUUAAUUCCAGCCGCCCGGCAUCUGAUAUUGUACAGUAGUAUUAGUUUCUCGUUAGAGUUUUGACAUUGUAUAAGCAAUGACCCUUUUUAUGUUAUAGAAUUGUGCAGUGUAGAAGCUCACCAUUUUUUGCUUUCUUAAAAUUCAAUCUUUUAUAGUCUCUUGGUAAGCUUAGAGCUCUGUCACUUUGAUUUUCUCAUUGGAAUUUGGAACUAAUAAUGGUUGAUAGUGCUGUUGUCUCACGUUGUAAACUAAAAAUGGAUGGAGAUCUUUUUACAGGUCCUUUUUGGUCUUUUUGCUCGUUAGCGCUUGAUAAGCUCUUUUGGGGCUCUUUUUGUACACUCUUUUCUCCCGUCACCAUUUUUCUUUAAAGGAUCCCUACUUAU